GUUCUUUUUCAACUUGUAGGGAAGUGGGGGAAGAUAAAACUGGACAGCUGAGCAGACCACAUCUUCAGGCUGUGUGGCUUUCCAGCUCCCUGCAGUAGCCAGCAUGUCUUGGGUCCUGCUUUCCAUAUUCUGGCUCAUCAUUCAAACCCAAGCAAUAUCCCCAAAUCAAACACCUGAAUUCAAGUUCCAUGAAGUAGUUCAUCCUAAAAAACUACACAUUUUACACAAAAGAGAGGCAGAGAAAAAUCAGACAGAGAACCAUGGCAAAGAGCAAGAAGAGUUUCUUCAGGCACAGAAAUACAUCAGUCUCUUUCUGGUGCUGGAUAAUGACUUUUAUAAGAACCAUAAGGGGAAUCUAACUCAGAUGAGAAGCUUUGUGUUUGAUGUGAUGAACAAACUCAAUGUGAUUUAUAACACCAUAGACAUUCAUGUGGCCUUGGUAGGAAUGGAAAUCUGGUCCGAUGUUAAUAAGAUAAAGGUGGAACCCGACAUAGGCCCCACCUUUAACCACUUCCUGAGAUGGCAUCUUUCUAACCUGGCGAGAAAGAAGACCCAUGACCAUGCCCAGCUUCUCAGUGGGAUGGGCUUCAGCCAUCGUCGGACAGGGAUGGUGGCUUCAAAUUCCCUGUGCUCUCCAUCUUCAGUGGCUGUCAUUGAUGCUAAAAACAAGAAUAAUGUGGCUCUCGUGGGAGUGAUGUCACAUGAGCUGGGUCACGCCCUUGGAAUGCCUGAUGUUCGAUAUGAUACCAAAUGUCCCUCUGGCAGUUGUGUGAUGAAUCAAUAUCUGACUUCAAAAUUCCCAAAAGACUUCAGUACGUCCAGCCGCUCACAUUUUCAAGAAUACGUUUUAUCUCAGAAACCCAAGUGCCUGUUGCAAGCACCUGUUCCUAAAAACAUAAUGACCACACCGGUGUGUGGGAACCAACUUCUGGAAGUCGGAGAAGACUGCGAUUGUGGCUCUCCUAAGGAUUGCACCAGUGUUUGCUGUGAAGCCGCCACCUGUAGACUGAAGUCGGAAGCAGGCUGUGGAAACACUCCCAACAACAUCACAAAGUGAACCAGAAAGUCUACUUCAUUGAGACGCUACCUUACCGGGACAAGAACCAAGACCUUAAUCAUGCCAGGAAUCUUGUGUAUUUUUACUUGUUUUUAUACUUGCUAUAUCUUUACCAGUGUAGGCAAAAGGUAAAUAGACAUCCUUAGAGAAGUUGCUUGUGUGAAGCCUAAUCUUUCAUGUAUUUUUCAAGAUCAGAGAGCUGUGGCUUAGUUCUGCUCUUUGAAGAACAAAAGAUAUUAACUUUUGACCCAGAACUCCUCAGAAUUCUCUGCUAAAUUAGAGUCAGUCAAGAAUUGUAAAAUUCAAGUGACUUGUACUUCAGGCCCUCUUUCAUUUUUCUGAUAUAACCUAAGAAAAAAAUGCGAGCACAUGGUGGGUAAAAACUUGGCAGCAGAAAGGACAGAGAGUUCAGGCCUCAGGUCUCACCUUCCUCCUCCCCGUUCACUUUGCUUUGCUCUUAGAAGUGUGGAACUUUGCUAUAUUGUGUCAAGAAUAAUUAAACAUGAACAUUUUUCAUUUUCAAAUGUGUAAUUCUAUACUAUACUCAUCUCUUCCCUUAUCACGUGUAACGGUUUAUCUUGAGAAACCUACAUUGCUCAUGUUUUCAUUGAGCCAGAAAGGCAGGCUUUCAUUCAUCUGUGGAUCUGAUGAACCGUCACACCAAUAAAAACACAACUUC
Messenger RNA from Nycticebus coucang (slow loris), 1736 nucleotides. It is a transcript of the gene ADAMDEC1, whose product is annotated as ADAM like decysin 1. Gene Ontology annotation, biological process: proteolysis. NCBI's taxonomy places the organism in Eukaryota, Metazoa, Chordata, Mammalia, Primates, Lorisidae. Bases 104 to 1057 code for a protein of 317 amino acids. The record is from RefSeq and is a predicted model, not a curated record. The transcript is spliced from 10 exons. Gene Ontology annotation, molecular function: metalloendopeptidase activity.